AUGCAGCACCAGAUCCUGUUGGGAGGCCGCUCGCGCGCCGCUGUUGGCGGCUCGCCUGUGCCCGCCUACGUGCCGGGUUGUUGUCAGCAGAGGCCCUGCAAUGGUGCUGGACACAGGCGAAAUGUGGCGGUUCGCUGCAAGGCCGAUGACUCAGAUGAACAGGUUGGCAACACUGUGCUGAAAAAGCUGGCAAAAGCCUCUCGCGUGUCCCUUGGCCCAAUAAGCCUCAGCUUUGGCGACGAUUUCAACCAAGCCACACAAGAGGCCCCACAAACUAACGAUGGAAACAAGGAGCCUGCUGCAGAAGAGGUCGACACCUCGCCGGACGAGGGGCUGCUGAAGAGGGCUGCUGAUACUGCUGGUGUGUCACUCGGACCCAUCAGCCUCUCCUAUGGGGACGACUUCUCGGAGGACAGACGUUCAGGCACUGGUCAUGAAGAUGGCGAGGCCAGUGCUGCUCAGACCUUUCCAAGCAUCAAUGACAUGACGACUGAGGAGUGGCGCAAGAAGUACGAGCCUGAUGGCGUUGUGGACUUGUGGGUGGAGGAGGAGUUUAAUGCUGGCUCAAGGCUCGUGGGUGGGAGGGACGUGCACAAGGGCGGCGUGUAUGGCUUCCAGACUGGGGAAGGGCCUUCGGCCAGGACCGUGCCAGUGCACAAGGUGACGAUAAACAACCACUACGCUGACCAGGUGUUGGAGGUGGACGUUCCAGAAGACAGGUACGUGCUGUGGGAGGCAGAAGACCAGGGCCUGGAGCUGCCCUACGCCUGCAGGAUGGGCUGUUGCACCGCCUGUGCCGUGCGGGUGCUGGAGGGGGAGAUGUACCAGCCCCAGGCACUGGGGGUUUCGGAGGAGCUGAAGCAGAGAGGCUACGCCCUCAUGUGCGUGGGGUACCCGCGAACGAACCUGAAGCUUGAGACAGUGGAGGAGGACGAGGUGUAUGACCUCCAAUUUGGGAACAUAUUUGAGGAGCGCGCCACGCACAAGGGGAUGGCGUCCAUUGACAGGGACGAUUUUGCGCUGGAGUUGGCUGAUAUGGACGAGUGA
Ostreobium quekettii is the source of this 1047-nucleotide messenger RNA. NCBI's taxonomy places the organism in Eukaryota, Viridiplantae, Chlorophyta, Ulvophyceae, Bryopsidales, Ostreobiaceae. The record is from the annotation of a GenBank genome assembly.